This is a messenger RNA of Botrytis byssoidea, 2208 nucleotides long. RefSeq lists its product as uncharacterized. The transcript has 5 exons. Gene Ontology annotation, cellular component: nucleus. Gene Ontology annotation, biological process: mismatch repair; DNA double-strand break processing; DNA recombination. NCBI's taxonomy places the organism in Eukaryota, Fungi, Ascomycota, Leotiomycetes, Helotiales, Sclerotiniaceae. Bases 1 to 2208 code for a protein of 735 amino acids. The record is from RefSeq and is a predicted model, not a curated record. Gene Ontology annotation, molecular function: 5'-flap endonuclease activity; 5'-3' DNA exonuclease activity.
AUGCCUCUAAAUACUGGCGACCCAUACAUUGAUGCUGGGGUAGUUUCUAUGCCACUUUCCGAUUUAGUAAACGCAAAAAUUGGUGUGGAAGCUACAGCAUACCUGUCAAAUCUUUUGAAAGGCCCUGCCGAUGAACCUCUACUUGCAGCCCUGGGUGGAGAACCCAUGGCAUUGAAAUUACACAUCGAGAACGAUUUGGACAAGUGGAAGGAGCAUGAAAUGGAGCCAUACUUCGUUUUUGAAGGUCAAUCAGUUGUUGGCAAGAAGGAAAUGACUAUGCGCCGUCUGAAGUCUGCUAUACCCGAAACAGAACAAGCCUGGGCAAUUUAUAACCAAGGCAAUCCUACAGAUGCUGUCGCAGCUUUUCGCAAAGCCAGCGCUAUCCAAAUUACAGACCUAUACCACAUCCUAAAGGAAGUGCUUACUGCGAGAGACUUGGACUACAUGACUGCUCCUUUUAGUGCUUGUGCUCAGCUCGCCGCCCUCGAUCGCCAUGAUGAACAAUUCAUUGAUGGAAUUAUGGGCUCUCAAGAAUUACUCCUCUAUGACAUCUGGGAUGCUGUCAUUUACCCACCUACCCCAGCGGAUUGGGAAAACAAAUCCUUAAGAGGCGUUGUUAGGUCUGAGAUUAUCAAGAAGCUCAAUGUUACACCAGACAUGCUUGCUGAUGCAUUAUUAAUGACCGGAACUUCAUUUUUACCACCGUUCCCUCCCCUUCAAGAUCAAUCAAUUAUCACCCGUCAACCCUACAAUGUUGGCGAUGCUAUCAACCUACUGAGAACUUCGGAAAAGUCGGUUAGUGCGACUUGCACGGCUUUUAACGAUAUUUUAAACUUGCAAGAUCGAGAUUGGCUUGACAAGUACCGAAAGGCAAAGAUGGGUAUCAAGCAUUGUGUUACUGUGCAUACAGAUGGAAGCAUUCAUAUCAGAGAUUUUGAUCACUUGACAGGAGACAAUCAUGAAUAUCUUGGUUUGCAACUACCUGCAGAGUUGUACUCUUAUCUUCAAAAAGAUGUGAUCAGUUCGCGUCUCAUGAACACUUUCAACUCUCUCGAAUACCAUGUUCUUCCAACUCUCGAUGGCUUUGUAUCACCUGAAUAUCGAAAGCUAGUUACAGAAUCUCUUUUGCCACUCAAAGAAACUUCUGCAGCCCUAAUUGCUCCCCGAAUGCAUCGUGGUUUCCUCUACAAGGAUAUCACUAUGCGCUUAUGGUUCGAUGAUGAAAACAAGCCAUCAUUAAACCAUAGACGCUUACAGCCACAGACUAAUAAUUUAGUUGAUGUAUGGGGUGUAAAGGAUUCUGAAUUGAAGAAAGUGGAAGCAAAAUCAUUACAAGCAGGAACCUUGUCUUUUGCUGCGAUAUCCUUACUCGAUAACAAGGACCUCCCCGCUAAAACUGUUGGCAAAGGAAAGACUACUGGUCUUUCCUCAAAAGCAGAGAUUCUUUCCAAUUCUUUGUGGCGUCUACUUCACCUCAGAGGCUACAUCAACGAUCAACACGAGCUCACAAAUUGGGGAAAAGCAUUAGCCACUACUUUAAAAGCCAUCCAACCUAUUUCCGAGAAACAUAAGGAUGUUCACUUUAGCGAGGAAGCAGCAUUUGUGGCAUUCGAGCUCAUUCGUUUCCAAAAUCUCCACAAUCGUGACCAUCACCCUGAAUUAAUUGGAGGGCCACUGCGAGGCGAAGAGGAAGACAAAGCAAACUGCAUGCUCAUAAGUCGGGUUGCCUGUCUUCUGAAAGUCAGACACUCCCCAAUCGGGUAUACUGGUCCUUUGAGCAAGAAUUUCCUUUCAUAUCAUUCGAUCAUCAAAUCUAUUCGGGAAACAGACAGAGAUCUAAUUGAAGCCAUUGUCGCCUCGAUGCUUUUGAGUGGUCAAGUUGCCCGCGAUGUUAAGCAAUAUCAAGGGUUAGGUCGCAGUCUUCCAUUUGAUAACGAUAUUGAUAUCGCUUUCGGAAUCGCCGUGAAAACUUACCUUGAUGACUGUGUCAAUCCCGAAUCAUUGAAAGAAGAUAAGGAGAAAAGAGUAACGAGAUAUGCUAAUCAGUAUAUUCCUUACGCAAUCAACUUUGUAGAAGAUCUUGAUGUUGCCUUUGAUUUCUUUGAUGCUUUAUAUAAGGGAGUCAAGACUUUGUCCGACUCAGAGAUGAAGGAUGCUGAGAAGAAGACAUGGGAUGAUGCCAAGGCAUAUCUCGACGCGAGGAGAUAA